GGCGAAACAAAGACGACAUUGGGGCCGGAAGUGGUGUCGGUUCAGGUGGCCAGCUACUCACCUAGCCUUAACAAUAGCUUGUGAAUAUUCGUUAUUAACUAUCUCUGUAGCUCUCACAUAUAGUAGAAACGUUCACGGUAAUAUUACUACAUAAAUCUUACAAAGUCGUUACUUGUCCGUUAGCGGCUCUGUGCAAAGUUAGCGUGGUUAAAUAUGAUAAUGUCAGCGUUAGCCUUUAGCUAGGAACGUAUUCGUCGGAUAGUAACGCUCGUUACUGAAUGAGCGAAUGUGAAUGAAUGAACAGUAUUUACGCUUGACAGGCUGCGAGAAGCGUUAAUUAACAACAUAUUAAGCCAUGGCUACUGGUGCUGAUGUUAGGGACAUUCUGGAAUUGACCGGAGGGGAUAAUGACGGUCCCAUCAGCAAGAAAGACCUCAUCAACUCAGAUAAGAAGAAAACCAAGAAGACGACAGAAACGCUGACUUUCAAGAGACCAGAGGGGAUGCACCGAGAGGUCUAUGCUCUGCUCUAUUCAGAUAAGAAAGAUGCACCACCUCUACUGCCCAGUGAUACUACUCAGGGUUACAGGACAGUGAAAGCCAAGCUGGGUUGCAAAAAGGUGCGUCCCUGGAAGUGGAUGCCCUUCACUAAUCCCGCUCGCAGGGAUGGGGCCAUAUUCCACCACUGGAGGCGUGUGGCAGAGGAGGGCAAGGACUACCCUUUUGCCCGCUUCAACAAGACGGUGCAGGUACCAGUGUACUCAGAGCAGGAGUAUCAGAUGCAUCUCCAUGACGAUGGCUGGACUAAAGCGGAGACAGACCAUCUGUUUGACCUGUGCAAGCGCUUUGACCUGCGCUUCAUAGUUGUCCACGACCGUUACGACCACCAGCAAUACAGAAAACGUUCUGUGGAGGACCUGAAAGAACGGUAUUACAGUAUUUGUGGUAAGCUGACAAAAGUCCGUGCGGCUUCAGGGACGGAGCCCAAGAUCUAUAUUUUUGAUGCUGGCCAUGAAAGGCGUCGCAAAGAGCAACUGGAGAAGCUUUUCAAUCGCACACCUGAACAAGUGGCAGAAGAGGAAUAUCUUAUUCAGGAGCUAAGGAAAAUUGAGACUAGGAAGAAAGAGCGCGAGAAGAAGGCCCAGGAUCUGCAGAAACUCAUUAAAGCAGCUGACACAACCACAGAGUUAAGGCGAGCCGAAAAGAGGGUUUCCAAGAAGAAGCUACCACAAAAAAGGGAAACAGAAAAACCGGCUGUUCCAGAGACAGCAGGCAUCAAGUUCCCUGACUUCAAAUCAGCGGGAGUCACACUGCGCAGUCAGAGGAUGAAACUGCCAAGCUCGGUAGGCCAAAAGAAGAUCAAGGCCAUUGAGCAGAUCCUCAUAGAGCAAGGAGUGGAUCUUAACCCGAUGCCCACAGAAGAGAUUGUACAGAUGUUCAAUGAGCUGCGUAGUGAUCUGGUGCUGCUGUAUGAGCUGAAGCAGGCCCACAGCAAUUGUGAAUAUGAACAACAGAUGCUCCGUCACCGCUACGAGGCUCUACUGAAGGCUGGCAGUGCAGGUGGAUGUGGAACUACAGGGGCAGGACUAGUUGCCGCACCGCAGGGUGGGGAACUCAAUGCCACCAACAGCAGUUCAGCAUCCACCACAGGGGGCGAAGUUCAGUGCUGGCCCAGUGUAGAUGACAUCAAGGUGGAAGCCAAGGAGCAGAUCAUCGAUGUUGUAGGGGCACCGCUUACCCCCAACUCACGCAAGCGGAGAGAAUCGGCAUCCAGCUCAUCUUCGGUGAAAAAGGUGAAGAAGCCUUGAUGAGGAUGAGAGCACCAGCUGGUAUACUGUGGAUAUGCACAGGUUCUAUGGUUGGACAAAAUAAAGACAGUGGAGCAGAAAAAUCAUAUGUCCAUUCACGUAAAAGCACCGCUGCCUACACACAUACACAACUUUUCAUCUUCUAACCAGACCCCUCCAACCCCCUCCCCAUCCGGCUCACCCAGCAUCUUUGUGACAAAGGCAACAACUGAGUGACAUUUCAUUCCAUUACUGCUCGUUUCCCUGCCUCCACCAUUGCUCGGCUUCAGAUGAGGCAAGAUCAACUGUAAAUUGCCAGGCUGAGCUAAUCGGGACAUUGGGAAGAAGGUGGGAAUGACUGCGUAAUUGAAAUGAAUUGGAAUGAAAGAAGAGACUCUGUGAGUGGGAGGACCUCCAGCUGCAAUGCUCAUUUGACCCAUCUGAAGGUUUUUUGUAGCCUAAUCAUGCCAUACUGUUUACUGGAAAUGUGUUUUUGUUUUAGCCUGUAGUAUCAGCUCCCUCUUGACCCAGGAAAGAGAUACUGCUUCCAUCUGCUGCGUGUGUUUUAUGUUGGACUCGUGGGGCUGAUUUGUGUUGUUUGUCCUCAGGUGACCUUGAAGAUGCUUUAGUCAGUGAUUCAAUAAACCUCAUUGUAUUUUU
Molecule: messenger RNA, 2446 nt
Organism: Xiphias gladius (swordfish)
Lineage: Eukaryota; Metazoa; Chordata; Actinopteri; Istiophoriformes; Xiphiidae
Gene: dmap1
Product: DNA methyltransferase 1 associated protein 1
Exons: 10
Coding region: 356-1807 (483 amino acids)
Biological process (GO): chromatin remodeling; negative regulation of transcription by RNA polymerase II; DNA repair
Cellular component (GO): NuA4 histone acetyltransferase complex; nucleus; Swr1 complex
Molecular function (GO): transcription corepressor activity
Source: RefSeq, a predicted model, not a curated record